This is a messenger RNA of Paramecium sonneborni, 2733 nucleotides long. The record is from the annotation of a GenBank genome assembly. NCBI's taxonomy places the organism in Eukaryota, Ciliophora, Oligohymenophorea, Peniculida, Parameciidae.
AUGAAUUAAUCGUAAUUUUUGCAAAGCUUAAACUUUGAUCCACUCCGAAGUCCACCAUUAAGAGAAGUUGCUUUAAGACAUCAAGUUUAUCUCAAUUAAUAGCUAGAGAGCAACUAUGUGCGGUUUAUUGAUCGAAUCCAAUGAUUAUUGUCAAUGCUGUGGUUUAGGAAUUCACACUCAACCUAUUUCAUUGAAGGCAAACAUUAUCAAUUUAGCGUUUUUGGGUUAAGGUAUACCUUUGUUUUAUAAUGUAACUUUUCUCAUAAUUUUACUAACAUUUAUAUUAUUACUUAUUUUUGGACUGCCUACAAUCAUUUUUAAUUUUUUAGCUAAAAAUUGUAUAGAACAAACAAAUACGGCCUAUAGUUUAUUUAAUACAUAAGGUUGCUCUAAGAGUUGUCCAUUAGAAAAUGAUGAUUUUAAAUUAAUUCAAUAAUUACUUUCCACAAAUGAUUGUAAGUUCAUUUGUGGACACUAUUAGGAGUUAUGUUUAGGUUCUUUAUUAGCAGAAAUGUCAUUCUCAAACAAAUAAUUGGAUGAUGAUUUAAAAACAAUAUAAUCUUUUUUUGUAUUAGGAUCUGUGAUUUUUAUAAAGAUUUAUUUAGUAUUAAUUAGGGAAAAGUAAAGAAUUAUUGAAGCAGAAUGUGAUUAAGAAUUAAUAUCUCCUUCAGAUUUUACAGUUAUGUUAGAUCAUUUACCAGAAGAAGAUUAUAAUGAAAAAGAGUUAGCAACAGCAAUAGAGUAAUAUUGUUAGAAAAUUGAUAAUUAAAAUAAAUAUGAAGUCAUUAAAAUCAAUAUUGCAUAUGAUAUUAAAUCUUUUGUGCUUAAAAGUAGAGAGAAAAUUAAAUUAGAGAAAAUAUUGAAUAAAGAACAGAAAUACUAUUAAAAAAAUUAAAAAUACAAAAGAAGUAAAUUAGAAAUGGAUAGAAUAAAACUUUAUAUAGAAUAAUUAAAAAAAGAAUUAACUGAUAUAGAAUAAGAAAUAGAAAAUGGAUCUUAUCGAAAAACCACUUCAGUUGCAUUCAUAACCUUCUAAACUAAAUAACGUAUUUUUAUGAAUUUAUUUAGAAUUAUAAAAAUUAAUAUAAUAAACAAAAUUAUCAUAUUGGGAAUAAUUACUUUUACAAGUAAGAAGAUUAAUUAAAAAUAAAGAUAAAAGAGGAUUCUAUUUUAAGAAUAAUUUAAUAUCCAUAUAAAGAGCACCUGAACCAGAUGAUAUAUUUUGGGAGAAUUGUGGAAUAGAAAAUUCAAUAAAAAUAAAAAGAAAAUUUAUUAGUUGGUUUGUAGUUCUAGUUUUAUUAGGAAUUUCAUUUGCUACACUUUAUGGACUUGAAUAUUUGCAAGUAUUUAUUAUAAUAUUGAUUUAAGAAUGAAUAUCUGUCAAAUGAUUUAGAUUUUAUUACAAAAACAUCAAUAUCUUUGUUAAAAUCAUUAAUAAUAACGAUAGUAGAUGCAUUAAUAUAUUAUUUUAUAACAUUAUUAGCAAAUCAUGAAAGACAUGUAACAAAAACGUAUUAAGACACUUCAGUUGCAUAAAAAUUAUGUUGUGUCUAAUUUGUUAACUCUUGUGUAUUAUUACUUUUAAUUCAUUUAAUUAGUGGUAAAGACUUUAUGGAACAAUCAAAAUUUGCAAUUUAAAAAUAGGGAGGAAUAGCUGAUGAUUUACUUUUUGUUUGCUGUAUGAAUGGAAUAUUCACUCCUUUUACUGCAUUUUUCAAUCCAAUUUAUUUUAUCAAGUAAUUAUAACAAAUUUUUAUUGAAUCUAAUAAAAAGUUGACAUAAUUAGAAGCUAAUAAAUUAUUUGAAGGUCCUUAAGUCUUAUUAUAUGAUUAAUAUGCAUUUAUUUGUAAGACAACUUGGAUCACUUUAUUCUUAGCUCCAUUAGCUCCAAUUUGUAUAUUUAUUAAUUGGAUUGGAUUAUCUUUAUAUUAUUGGAUUUAAAAAUAUUUAUUAUUGAGAAGAAAUAGCAAACCUCCAUUUUAAAGUAGUCAUUUAGAUCGAGAAAUGCUUACUCUUUUAGAUUUAAGUCCUCUAUUAUUAGCAGGUAUUUAAUAUUGGAUUAAUGAAAUCUAUGUUUCAAAUAAUUUAAGUCAUACUAUAAAUAUUGGAACUUUAGUAUUAGCAGGAUUAGAAUUAGUUUUACCAUCUUAUAGAAUUCAUUAAAUUUUAUAUAAAAAAUAACUUGAAGAUAUAGAAAAUUAAAGAUAUGUUGAUGUUCAUCUUCGAUUCCCGACAGAUUAUGAUAGAACUAAUCCUUUAACUAGUGAAUAAGCAACUCAAGAAUUUUUAAAAAAGAAAUUUGAAUAAGCUAAUAAAUCUAUGACUUUAACUAGACAUUCUAGAAAACAUUCGACAAAACGAUCUUUAAGAGAAUAUGUUCUAAAAGGAAUUAAAGAUACAAAUUUAUCAAGAAUUAAAGUACUUAAGAAAAAACUUUAAACUGCUUAUAAAUUAAAAUUGUUUCAUAAUGUUUAAUUUUAAUAAGAAACUAAUUGUAAAGAUUCUGAUCAUGAAGAUUCAAUUAAUACAUUUCAAUUUCCAGUCUAUUAAAGAGCCCCGAAUUAUAACUUUUCGAGAGUAAUAAAUCAAUUUCCAAAUUAUUCCUAAUACAAUACUGAUCUUACCAAUAGAAGUAAUUCUAUUUCUUCAACUAUAUAAAUAAAUACAUCGAAAUAUUAAUUAAAAACAAAAAGAACUUCUUAAAUCUAAUCUUUUAGAGUUCAAUUAUAAUGA